Messenger RNA from Cotesia glomerata, 2499 nucleotides. Its product is annotated as sodium-independent sulfate anion transporter-like. Lineage: Eukaryota; Metazoa; Arthropoda; Insecta; Hymenoptera; Braconidae. Gene Ontology annotation, molecular function: sulfate transmembrane transporter activity. The transcript has 9 exons. Bases 730 to 2448 code for a protein of 572 amino acids. Gene Ontology annotation, biological process: transmembrane transport. The record is from RefSeq and is a predicted model, not a curated record. Gene Ontology annotation, cellular component: membrane.
UGUAGUUAAAUAGUAGUUAGGCCAUACUUAUUUCCUGCAACGGUCUUGUCUUAUCUGUCGACCAAUUUUACUGGUCGUAUCGCGUUGACAUAAACCAUAUAGAAAAUUAAAUAUAUUAUGUAUAUAGUGAAUUAACAUUCUUUAUGUAUAGUAGUAAGUAGUAACUUUAUUUUUUUCCAUCUUUAACCAGUGAUAAGACAUCGAAGCAUUCAUGUCAAUUAAAACAGCCAUCUGCAUUAAAUAUUUUAGUGUUUUAUAUAGCAUUAUAGUCAGGAGCUUAAACUUAUAACAUAAUAAUCCUCCGCUCUGAUCCGUUCAAUAAUUAUAUUAUAAACGAUCAAGAUAAUUAAGUGUUGAGAAAAUGAUAUUGUUUAUGGUUAAUCUGAUUAGAUAAAAGAUAUUGACGUUAAUGAUAUAAAUUAAAUAGAAUAAAAAAAUAUGUAAGACCUACAAAACAGUAAACUUUGAGUUUGCUACGGAACGAUCAGUGUUAAAGAACUUAAAGAAAUAUUUUCAAUCGAUUACAUGAUACAUGUGAUGAUAACAAAUAAACUCUAGCUUAUUGGUAUUCAUUUAAAUACAAGUAACGAGAAUUUAAUUACAUUAGACUUUCGAAACUUGCCAAUUAGUCACUGAGGAUUACCCAAGGACGCUUAGGCAUGCAAUAAUAAAAUAAUUGUUAUAAUAUAUUUGAUACUACUGUUAUCAACGCAAUGAAAAGGUAGAGACAUGACAGUACCAGUGAGAGCUCGUGCUAAAGAAAUAUUAGUUAAGAGAAUUCCAAUACUAGGAUGGCUGCCAAAUUAUACCUGGGGGAAGCUUCUUCAGGAUGCACUGGCUGGUAUCACUGUUGGACUCACUGCUAUUCCCCAGGGCAUUGCAUAUGCUGUUGUUGCCGGUCUUCCUGCUCAGUAUGGACUCUAUAGCAGUUUUAUGGGCUGUUUUGCUUAUCUCAUUUUCGGAAGUACUAAAGACGUGACCAUUGGACCCACAGCAAUAAUGGCUCUACUAGUUCAAUCUUUUGUCUCAAAAUUUGGAAAUGAUUUUGCAGUUCUUCUGUGUUUUCUGUCAGGAUGCAUAAUAAUAUUAAUGGGCCUUCUCCACAUAGGUUUCCUGGUUAAUUUUAUAAGCAUGCCAGUAAUCUGUGGAUUUACAAAUGCUGCAGCACUAAUUAUCGGUGCUUCUCAAUUACACACAUUGUUUGGCAUUCAAGGAAAAACUAAGACUUUUAUUGACUCAAUUGUUAAAGUUUUUAAAAAUAUUAAGCAAGUUAAAUUAUGGGAUACUGUCCUAGGAGUUGUGUCGAUAAUUAUUUUAGUUGGUCUUAAGCAACUGCCAGGUAGCAGAUCAGGAUCAGCCGGAAAGAAAAUAAUGUGGCUACUGUCUUUGGGAAGAAAUGCAAUAGUCGUGAUCACCGGAAUAAUUCUAGCAUAUACAUUGUCAUUGUACGACAACAAUCCAUUUAUUAUAACGGGAAAUAUCACCGAAGGUCUUCCACCACUGAGCUUGCCACCUUUUUCAACAGAGUUCAACAAUACCAAGUAUGAAUUCACUGACAUGGUUAGAGAACUCGGUAGUAGCUUAGCUUCUAUUCCUCUAAUUGCUAUUCUUGAGAAUAUUGCUAUAGCAAAAGCUUUUGCAAAAGGAAAAUCGGUAGACGCAAACCAGGAAAUGAUAGCAUUAGGUUUCUGCAAUUUAUUCGGCAGUUUCGUAAGAUCGAUGCCAGUAGCUGGGAGUUUUACAAGAACUGCUAUUAAUUCUGCGUCAGGAGUGAAAACACCGAUGGGUGGAAUAGUCACCGGUUUGUUGGUACUUUUGGCGUGUGGACUACUUACAUCGACCUUUAAAUUCAUUCCCAAGUGUACUCUUGCUGCUGUUAUUAUCGUAGCAAUGUACUACAUGCUUGAGUUUCACAUUUUUCGCGUCCUCUGGAGAUCUAAAAAGAUUGAUAUACUACCACUAUCAGUGACUCUUGUUUGCUGUCUGCUGAUAAAUCUUGAGUACGGAAUGAUAAUUGGAAUUCUUUUGAAUCUUAUUCUGUUGCUGUAUUUUAGUGCAAGACCAGGAUUGACUAUCGAAGAACGCAACAUUGAAGGUGUCGACGUACUUCUUGUAGCUCCCGAGCAAUCACUGAGUUUUCCAGCCGCUGAAUAUCUUCGGGAGCGGGUCAUUGAGUGGUGCGACAAAAGAUCUUCUUCCAUUCCUGUUAUUAUUGACGGUAAAUUUAUUCACCGAAUAGACACCACUGUUGCAAAAAAUUUGGGUCUUUUGCACACAGAUCUGGAAUCAAGAGAUCAGAAAUUAAUUUUUUGGAAUUGGUGUGACGGUGUCAAAAAUACUUUGAUUAACUAUGACAAAAAUUUGACAGUAAAUUUUCGAGAUUCUGCCAAUGUAGCUCAAUUAUUAUCAGAUGAAAAUUCUGAUAUCACAAUCAUAUCAGCACUUUGAUAGUUAUUUAAGAUAAAAUAAAAUUAUUUUGUAUAAAUAAAUUUUUUUACA